AUGUCGGGUAAGGUGAACGGAGAAGCCUUGGACACAAAGAGCCCCAGCAAAGAGGCUGGAGACAUCAUCUACUGGAAGUUCGGGGCAAGCAAGAAUUUUGAUGCCUAUCAUCCUUCAUCUGGAGCGAUUCGCAAAGUUUUCAUAUUGGUUGCGCUGCUGCUCUCGGCGGUUGUUGGUUUCAUCUACAUCAUCGACCAGUUUUUGAUAAGAGGCUUCUGCAUCCUCCCCAUUGCUUUCGCUCUCUAUUAUUUUGUUUUCUGCACCAUCCAUCUCUGGUUUCAGUGCAACUGGACAAUCUGGUGGACGACGCGUAGAGGGCUGACUUUCGAGUCAAGGUUGGUUGCGCUGCUGCUGAGAGGUGACGCUGAGUUGACUCUUGGCAGAAACAUCGUCGUGACCUCGAGAGAAUCGCAGAUCGCAAAGUUGAAAGCUAGGUUGGAGCAAAGCAAGGCAAAGGUGUCAGGGUAUCGCCCAAAGAUUCUUUGCGUAGCUGGUUAUGGCGGAGGAGGACACGAGGCUACCCUGAAUGGCGUCCGAGCCGUCAUGAACGAAGCUGGCUUCUGGUCAGAAGUCGUGGAUAUUCCUGUUGGCUUCUUGUUGGAAACUUCCAAGAACAAUCCGCUGUGGAACUUGACGGGAGUGACGGGAGAGCAAAUUUACAACUGGGGGUUGUACAGGAGUCCGCUGAUAGCUUACAUCAUCACUUGGGGUACCUCUGUGGGACAAGUGAUCGGGCUCAGGAUCGAUGGGAUUUGCGGCCUCAUCGGGGACUUGCUAUCGAUCGAUUACGGCGACGAGUCGGCCAAGUUGUGUGAGAGGAUCUGGAAGGAGCACCAACCAGACAUGAUCUGCAACUUCACGUCCGGGACGACUGAGUUCAUGAUCCGCGGGCUGGAGCGAGCCGGGAUGACGCACAUCCCCUUGGUUACGAUCGUAUCGGAUUUCGAAGGAAGGCCUAAUCGGAAACAGCCAUGGAUAGAAGACAAGCGCCAGUACGCCGUCUGUGGAACUUCAGUGUGCAGGCAGCAGGCGUUGAGCUUUGGGCUGCCCCCGAACCAGGUCUUCCAAACUUCGGGGAUGAUCUUGAGACCCGCGUUUUACGAGCCCCAAGACGACGAGCUCGACCUCAGCGGGAAGCUGAAGAAGCUCGGGCUCGACCCGGAGCGCAGGACCUGCUUGAUCUUCUGGGGAGGCGUCGCGAGCAACCGGGUGAAGGAGAUUGGGAUGGCGAUCACUCAGGCGUCAGAGAAGCUCAAUAUCAUCUUCCUCUGUGGGCGAAACCUGCAGCUUGCGCAGGACCUCAAGAAGAUCGAGUGGCCGUGUAAGGUGCACGUGGAGGGCUUCACGACUCGAGUCUCCUACUUCAUGAAGCUUUCCGACAUGAUUGUCUGCAAGCCCGGGCCAGGCGUCUGCUCCGAGGCUGCUCUGCUGGGCGUCCCCAUCCUGGUCGAGUGGUCCUGCUUCACCCUCCCGCAGGAGGUUGCCGUCUGCAAGUGGGUGCUGCUGCGAGGCCUUGGGUUGGGCUUCACCAACCCGCGGCAGCUGGUGUGGCAGGUGGACCGUAUGUGCAGCCUCUUGAACGAGCCAGAGGCGAAGAAGCUUCUGCGGCCGCUCCCAGUGGUCGAGAAGGGCCUGAGCGGCGUCGACCUGAACCCGGCAGAGAACGUGGCCGUGUUCGAGGUCCCGUCGAUCCUGCAGGAUGUGCUGGACCUGUACGCGAUGAAGCGAGACGCCAGCAAGUGA
Messenger RNA from Guillardia theta CCMP2712, 1743 nucleotides. RefSeq lists its product as hypothetical. Lineage: Eukaryota; Cryptophyceae; Pyrenomonadales; Geminigeraceae. Bases 1 to 1743 code for a protein of 580 amino acids. The transcript has 9 exons. The record is from RefSeq and is a predicted model, not a curated record.